Molecule: messenger RNA, 4389 nt
Organism: Oncorhynchus keta (chum salmon)
Lineage: Eukaryota; Metazoa; Chordata; Actinopteri; Salmoniformes; Salmonidae
Product: zinc finger protein 664-like
Exons: 2
Coding region: 300-1664 (454 amino acids)
Source: RefSeq, a predicted model, not a curated record
UGCGUCUUUCAGGCGACGCUGCCAGCGUGACGUAUAAUCUAGUGGACGGUUCUUCAGAAACAGCUCGUCAACCACCUCGGUAGCUGUCUAGCCAACAUAGCCGAAAGAUUCAAGCUAUUUAUACGCUUUUGGUUUAUAUUAGCUACCGCGUUUUAGACACACUUCUGUCGUAUCUACUUGUGAACCUAUUUAAUUUAAUAUUACGUUAUUUUGUAUUAGUCAGCUAUAGUAUCUGUCUGGUUAAGUUAGCACUAGCCUAGUCGCUAAUGAUAAUAGCUAGCUAGCUAACAUCCCCGAACAUGAGCUCCCUAAACAUCUCCCCUCCUGUUAAAGAAGAGGAGGUCUGCUGGACGGAGAAAGAAGCUCUGGGGUUGAACAUUGUUGUGAAAGAGGAGGAGGAUGUCACAGUAAAACAAGAAGUAGAGGGUGAGGCUGUUACAGUGAAAGAAGAGAAAGACGUUUUAGUGAAAGAAGAGGAAGACUCGUUCAGAGUGAAAGAUGAGGAGGAUGUUACUGUGAAAGAAGAGGAGGAUGCAGUUUUUGGAGUGAAGAUGGAAGGGGAGAUUACUGUCACAUUGAAAGAUGAAGAGGUGGAGAUAGGAGAUCCGAUUAACAUCAGAGAGAGAAGUGACUACCGUGGGUCCUCUGGGGAGCCUCAACAAAAUCAUGAUGCUGACAUGGCAGAGAAGAGUCUCCCCAGAUCAAAACACCUCAAGAAACACCAGCAGAAACCCACAGGGAAGAAAUCGCAUUGCUGCUCUGACUGUGGGAAACAUUGCAAGUCUUCAUCAGAACUUAAAAUACACCAGCGAGUACACACAGGAGAGAAAUCUUAUAGAUGUACUCAAUGUGGGAAGAGUUACUUAAGAUCAAAAUCACUGAAAGUACACAUGAGAAUUCACACAAGAGAAAAAGCUUAUAGCUGUGAUCAAUGUGGGAAGAGUUUCACUACAUCUAGCUAUCUGACAAUACACCAGAGAACACAUACAGGAGAGAAACCGUAUAGCUGUACUCAAUGUGGAAAGAGUUUUACUCAUUCAAGCAACCUGUUAUCACACCAGAGAAAACACACAGGAGAGAAAUCUUAUAGCUGUGAUCAAUGUGGGAAGAGUUUUACUCAGUCAAGCAACCUGGUAUCACACCAGAGAACACACACAGGAGAGAAACCGUAUACCUGUGCUCAAUGUGGGAAUAGUUUUACUACGUCUAGCCAUCUGGUUGUACACCAGAGAACACACACAGGAGAGAAACCUUAUAGCUGUACUCAAUGUGGGAAGAGUUUCACUCACUUAAGCAGCCUGGUAUCACACAAGAGAAAACACACAGGAGAGAAACCUUAUAGCUGUGGUCAAUGUGGGAUGAGUUUUACUACAUCGAGCCAUCAGAUUGUACACCAGAGAACACACACAGGAGAGAAACCUUAUAGCUGUACUCAAUGUGGGAAGAGUUUCACUCACUUAAGCAGCCUGGUAUCACACAAGAGAAAACACACAGGAGAGAAACCUUAUAGCUGUGAUCAAUGUGGGAUGAGUUUUUCUACAUCUAGCCAUCAGAUUGUACACCAGAGAACACACACAGGAGAGAAAUCCCAUAGCUGUGAUCAAUGUGACAAAAGAUACUCUGAUAAAAGAUCUCUGAUCAAACAUCAGAAAAUACAUACAUGAAGGAGUUGUUUCAUGAUAUCAAUUAAACAAUGUCACAAUGUAGAAUGUUUUACACAUUGUAGUAGCUGUUUUUUAAUGUCACAAUGUAUAACCCUAAAUGUUUGCCCCCCCCCCUCCUGUUAAAUUGAUUUCAGCAUGAUAUGGAUAUUAGCCUCAUCAAUGGAAAUUGUUUUGUACUUUGCUCCAUUCUUCUUUCCCUCGAUCCUGACUAGUCUGCCAGUCCCUGCCACUGAAAACAUCCCCACAGCAUCAUGCUGCCACCACCAUGCUUCACCGUAGGGAUGGUGCCUGGUUUCCUCCAGAUGUGAUGCUUUGCAUUCAGGCCAAAGAGUUCAAUCUUGGUUUCAUCAGACCAGAGAAUCUUGUUUUUCAUGGUCUGAGAGGCCUUUUUUUGAACUCCAAGUGGGCUGUCAUGUGACUUUUAUUGAAGAGUGGCUUCUGGCUGGCCACUCUAUUAGAGGUCGACCGAUUCAUUGGAAUGGCCGAUUAAUUAGGGCCAAUUUCAAGUUUUCAUAACAAUCGGAAAUUGGUAUUUUUGGACACCGAUUUACACCUUUAUUUAAUCUUUAUUUAACUAGGCAAGUCAGUUAAGAACACAUUCUUAUUUUCAAUGACGGCUUAGGAACGGUGGGUUAACUGCCUCGUUCAGGGACAGAUUUUCACCUUGUCAGCUCGGGGGAUACAAUCUUGCAACCUUACAGUUAACUAGUCCAACGCUAUAUAACCACCUGCCUCUCAUUGCACUCCAAAAUGAGACUGCCUGUUACGCGAAUGCAGUAAGCCAAGGUAAGUUGCUAGCUAGCAUUAAACUUAUCUUAUAAAAAACAAUCAAUCAAUCAUAAUCACUAGUUAACUACACAUGGUUGAUGAUAUUACUAGUUUAUCUAGCGUGUCCUGCAUUGCAUAUAAUCUGACUGAGCAUACAAGGAUACAAAUAUCUGACUGAGCGAUGGUAGGCAGAAGCAGGCUCGAAAGCAUUCAUUCAAACAGCACUUUUGUGCAUUUUGCCAGCAACUCUUUGUUGUGCGUCAAGCAUUGCACUGUUUAUGACUUCAAGCCUAUCAACUCCCGAGAUGAGGCUGGUGUAACAGAUGUGAAAUGGCUAGCUAGUUAGCGGGGUGCGCGCUAAUAGCGUUUCAAACGUCACUCGCUCUGAGACUUGGAGUGGUUGUUCUCCUUGCUCUGCAUGGGUAACGCUGCUUCGAGGUUGGCUGUUGUCGUUGUGUUCCUGGUUUGAGCCCAGGGAGGAGCGAGGAGAGGGACGGAAGCUAUACUGUUAGACUGGCAAUACUAAAUUGCCUAUAUGAACAUCCAAUAGUGAAUGGUUAUUGAAGUACAAAUGGUAUAGAGGGAAAUAGUCCUAUAAUUCCUAUAACUACAACCUAAAACUUCUUACCUGGGAAUAUUGAAGACUCAUAUUAAAAGGAACCACCAACUUUCAUAUGUUCUCAUGUUCUGAGCAAGGAACUUAAACGUUAGCUUUCUUACAUGGCACAUAUUGCACUUUUACUUUCUUCUCCAACACUUCAUUUUUGCAUUAUUUAAACCAAAUUGAACACGUUUCAUUAUUUAUUUGAGGCUAAAUUGGUUUUAUUGAUGUAUUAUAUUAAGAUAAAAUAAGUGUUCAUUCAGUAUUGUUGUAAUUGUCAUUAUUACAAACAACAACAAAAAAAUCAUCCGAUUUAAUCGGUAUCGGCUUUUUUGGUCCUCCAAUAAUCGGUAUCUGCGUUGAAAAAUCAUAAACGGUCGACCUCUACACUCUAUCAUAAGGCCUGAUUGAUAGAGUGCUGUAGAGAUGGUUGUCCUUCUGGAAGGUUCCCCAAUCUCCACAGAGGAUCUCUGGAGCUAGGUCACAGUGACCAGCGGGUUCUUGGUCACAUCCUUGAACAAGGCCCUUCUCCCCUGAUUGCUGUUUGAAGAGUCUUUGUGGUUCCAAACAUCUUCCAUUUAAGAAUGAUGGAGGCCACUGUGUUCUUGGGGACCUUCAAUACUGAAGACAUUUUUCGGUACCCUUUCCCAGAUCUGUGCCUCGACACAAUCUUGUCUCGGAGCUCCACUGACAAUUCCUUCGACCUCAUGGCUUGGUUUUUGCUCUGACAUGCGCUUUCAACUGUGGGACCUUAUAUAGAAAGGUGUGUGCCCAAAUCAUGUCCAAUCAAUUGAAUUUACCGCAGGUGGACUCCAAUCACUUUGUAGAAACAUCUCAAGGAUGAUCAAUGGAAACAGGAUGCACCUGAGCUCAAUUUUGAGUGUCAUAGCAAAGGGUCUGAAUACUUAUGUAAAUAAGGUAUUUCUGUUUUUCAUUAUGCGUUAUUGGGAUGUCAUUAUGAGGUAUUGUGUGUAGAUUGAUGAGGAACACAAUAUUAUUUAAUACAUUUUAGAAUAAGUCUGUAAUGUAAAAAUGUGGAAAAAGUCAAGGUGUCUGAAUACUUUCUGAAUGUUCUGAAUAUGCUGUUGGUUUACUGUUAUAAUAUAUGUUGUAUGACUACACCAAUACUGUUAAUAAAGCAAUGAUGCAGAGAUGUAGAAAAUGCAUGGCCAACCUUGCUGCUAGAUAUCUAGCUGGGUGUGCAGGUUUCUGUUCCAGCCCUGCACUAUCACCUGACAUUGUGCUGAUUAUUUGGAUUAGACACUUCAACUAUUCAAUCAUGUCUUGUUUUGGAGUCAGAUGGAUGCCUAAACCCACUGCCCAUUUCCACAGGUGUUCUUUAUGAUAGGAAAUAAA